This is a messenger RNA of Chrysoperla carnea, 456 nucleotides long. RefSeq lists its product as uncharacterized. The record is from RefSeq and is a predicted model, not a curated record. The coding region runs from base 46 to 456 and encodes 136 amino acids. The transcript is spliced from 4 exons. Lineage: Eukaryota; Metazoa; Arthropoda; Insecta; Neuroptera; Chrysopidae.
CGAUUAUUGCAGCGUCAGUAAGCACUUUGACUUUUAUAGAACACUAUGAAUCAAAUUUUUGCUUUUAAAAUUGCCUCUGUUAUCUUUGGAUUGUCGUUAAUUAGUAAUGCGAAAUGUUUUGAUCGCCCCAAAUGCACAGAAUUCUACAAUAAAAUUUUUUCAAAAGAUGAUCCAGUUGUAUUUUGUUCGAUUGCUGAUAAAUGUAUGCAUUAUUCGGAUAUUGAAAAAAUAGACGAUUCCAGUAUUGCCACGUUUAAGAGCUGUUUUUCUUCAACUUGCGUCGCCCUUAUUAAAAAGUAUAAUGAAAGGAAAAGAGCAAUUUCUGGCAUGGGUGAAUAUCAACGUAAGGGCCGUCGUUUGCUUGAGCUCCAACCCUCAAAAAGCAAAGGUUUUUGUGCAAAGGCGUUAGUUGAUUUUAUGAAAGGCUAUGAAGGCUUUGUUGAAGCCGUUAAAUAA